AUUGAAAAAAACACAAACUGUGAAUAUAAACACUAUAACAAACUUGAAAAAAAUUUAAAGAUACUCUUACAAUAACAGCAACAACAAUAAGAAUUACAAAAAAAUAUAUAUAUAUAUAUAAGCAUUAAUAAACCAUGAGUCAUUAAAGCCGUUUCGUUCCAUUCGUAUGUAUGUAUGUAUGUAUGUCUGUCUGUCUGUCUGUCUGUCUGUCUGUCUGUCUGUCUGUCUGUCUGUCUGUCUGUUUAUUGAGAACUACUUGUGGAUUUAGAAUACAAACAAAUAAAAAAUUAAAAAACAAUAAAAAUAAAAAAUGAAACCAAUAAAAAAAAUUUUAAAAAAUAAAAGACAUUUUUUAAGAAGUUGUUGCUGUUGUUGUUGUUGGAAAUAAAUUAAAUUGAAAGACAAAACUUUAACAGACAAAAUGUUCUUAAUUCGUUGGUUGUUUGGUUUAUGAUCGUUGUUGUUUUCAUUCUGAGUGAAAAAAAUUAAAUGAAAAUAAAUAAAAAAUAUAUAUUUUAAAAGCACUAUGGGUUGAAGAUUUUUUAAAUAUGAACAAACUAGAUUUUUGUACUCGGUUUUAAGUGUUUUCAUAACACUAUAGUUUAAUAUUCAUUCAUUCAUUCAUUCAUUCAUUCAUUCAUUCAUUCAUUCAUUCAUUCACAAUUCUUAAGGUCUCCUUACUAAGAAAUUCAUUAGAAUUUUUUUGUGAACAAUAUUUAAUGGCUUAUAUUUUAGUUAAAUGGGUAUUUAUGUUCAAAAGUACAAAUUUUACCCGCUUUUCACCCAUUUUACCCCCUUUUUGCGCCCUCCUAGUCCAAGUUUUGAAAAACACCCUCCAAGAAUUGAUUUACCAAUGUUCCAAAUUUUAAGAUUUAGCCGUUUAGGCUUGAUUGACGCACAAACGAACAGACUUAAAAAGAGAUUUAUAAUAUAUAUUAGAAUUUAAAUUACUAGAUAUUAACUAGGCAUAUGAAUUAGAAGUAAAAGGAGAUUACUGAUGAGACAAUUCAGUGAUUUAAUGACCUGUGAACUGCCAAAUUUAAAACUAGUUUUAUCUUUUAAAAGCCCGUUCUAGGCUGCUUAGUAUAGUGGUUUCCUUUACCUAUAGACUCUAAAUUGAAACCGAUUUAAGUUGAAAUAAGAUUUUGUUUAUAUAAAAACUUAACACAACUUAUGAUCAGGCAUACUUUUGACUUGAGAUAGCGAUCGAUUCUAGUUCAAAUGAAUUCGUGAGUUUAUAGUCUAUUUCAGACUUUAGAAUGAGAAUGGGAACUCUCAUAAUGGCGCUGAUCAAAGAGAUACUUAAUCUCAUCUGAAUUGAUAAUAGUUUGUUAGUAAAUCAGAGGGUUUGGUUUAUUCUGAUAUAUUUUUAUUUUGUUCUCCAAACCAGGUGAAUUUGUGGUAAUGAGACAAACAAAUUUGUUUAGAACACACUUCUUUAAUUUUUUAAAACAUCCCAGAUUAGGAUUUUAACAAAGUGUACAGUAUAGAAAGAGUAUAGAUCCAUAAGGUUUGUCUAAUCAUUAAAAACUAUAAUUUCAAUGAUUAAAAAUUGUAAUGGCUACACUCAGCAAAUCAGACAACUCUAAAAGUCCUCACUUCACAGUCGGAUAAGUAUGAAGUGAGUGUUCUUUCAUCUUUGGGUAAAUCAUAAUUUGAAUCUGAACUUUGCAUCGUAAGGUUACCACACUGGGUGGUAACCAGGUAGUCUCAAUUGACCACCUAGAUUCUGUAUACUACAGCGUUUACAGUUGGAUGUCAGUUUACAGCCAAAGCCAAAAGCUUUUCUUGUGAUUGAAGAUUUUAGAAAGAGAAUAUUCAAUGGUAUCACUAGGUGUUAGUUUGAAGACCCGGAAUCCAGUCUUACUACGGAAUGUUUCGCUAUUUCAUAAAGAGAUAGAUUCAAAUACCAUGAUUGAUGUCAUUGACGUCAGUUUAUGUGGGAAUAUAAACUCCGUGACAUGGACUUUACUAAGAAAUUCGGUAAUUUUUGGAUGAGUAUAAAGUCUCAAUCUCAGCAGACUCUUUCUAAUGUGUUUAAGUUCCAUGAUAGCAUUUCUAGAAUAAAUCCCAGAUAUUUUACACUAUCACAUAAUUAAAGCUUGAAUUCGUUUAAAUGAAGACUACAAAUAAUGAUACAACAGGUACUGAGUGAUUUAAGUAAGCUUUCCAUUCUAAGAUAAUUAUCAGAUACGUCAUACGCGCAAUAACCUUAAACGAAGCAGUAUCAACAUAUUUGCCUUACAUGAGGUCGUGUUGGUAUCUAGAUCUGAUAUAUUGGUAUAUAUAACUCUGAUAAGUAAUAAAAUUUCAUUAUGUGUACGAAUUCCCAUAAUUAGACAUAACAGACUUCCAUCCCAAUAGAAUGAAAAAAUCUUGGUAGUAACAUAUAUUAAAAGUAACAAAAAAUUCUCUAAAAUAAUUUCUUUUAACAAAAUUUUACAUUAAACAACCCAUAGUGCUUAAAAGCACUAAACAAACACCCAACGUACUGUAUUGAAGUAAUCUAAUAUUCCAUUGAGCCCAGAACUCAGAAAUGUUGAAAAUAAAAACUAAAACACAAAACGAUCAAUUAAAAGCCUAUAACCCCCGAGAUAAAGUUACAACAGAACACAAUUCAACCAACCAACCAACCACUACCACAUGUAAACCAAAUUACGAAAAAGUAAAUAAUUAAAGAGAGAGAAGUUCAAAAGUUUCAAAUAAAUCAUAAUAAACAAUAAAAAAUUUAUUAUAAAAAAAAUACAAAUAGAAAAAAACACACAACUCGAGAUAACACAAUAUGACAGAUAGGGAGAGUUAAUUAAAAGAGUAAUACAGUGAGUAGAAGAUACCACUGAAAGAGAGAAAAAUAAAUAAAUUUUGAAAACAAAUACGAAUACAAAUGCUUCUUUUUUAGAGAUAAAAUUUAAAAGAAAAUAAACAAAGAAUAGAAAAACAAAAAUAUCAAAAAGAAAACAUGAGUCAAGACGACGAAGAGACAACCAAAUAUAAACUAAACAAUAACCACAAAAACAACAACAACCACCAUGGCCCAACGAAAAAGAUACAAAAUAAUCAACAAGUUGCGCCGCUCUACGAGAAUUUUACGAUCAAUAACAACAACAAUAACAAUGGCCGGAGUACAAAACCAGAUCAUUCACUGGCUGAACAAGCAACAACCAAGAGCGAAACAUUCAAUAACGAUUACCGCUUCGUUAGAAACACAACAAAUGCCGCGGAUAUAAACGAGCAGGAAACGCGUGACACAAACUCCGUUACACCAACCGAAUACGAGAAUAUUAGUUUUAGUGAUAAAGAUACAAAUUUUGAUAAAAAGAUAUUAUUGCAAAAAUAUUUUCGCAGUGCAUUGGUGGGACCACGUGCCAACAUCUAUGAAAAUGUAUGUCGUGGUUGCAAUUAUGGUGUAUUCAAUGCACGCGGUCCAUUGUGCACCUUUUGUGAGUGUAUAGUUAAUGGUGUGGGUGCCUUGAGAAGUGAUACGCCCGAGGGCAGUUUAAGUAAUAAUAUUUAUGAAAAUAUCUGUGAAUUUUGUGGAGUUAUAUACAGUGGAACUAAUAGUUCAGAGUGUAAAUGUCGAGAAUUGGAGCAAGUGAAAAGAGAAGAAGAAGAUAAUUUCCUAAAAGUGGGCAGUGAAGAACUGUUAAUAGAGAAGAGUGUUAAAGAAAAGAAAAAAGUUAAAUUAAAUAAAUCGAAAUCGUUUAAUAAGUCUAAUAAACCAAAAAUAUUUACCAAUUUAUGGGAUACUUUAAGAAAACCAAAGAAUACUUUAAGUUCCAACAGCGGAGUAAGGCGACCUUUGGAAAUUAUACAUCACGUAGAGGGUUACGAGCAGGUUUUUCAUACUAAAGAAACAUUUGAUUUGCAAAAAAUUUGCGAACUCAAACGCAGUGGCACUAGUUGCAGUGAUCAGCAUAUUUAUGGUAGAUUAAAACAAAGUGACUUAAGCGUUAGUCAAGAGGAGUUCAACUCUACACAGUCUCUAACACAAUCGAGUAAUAGUAAUAAUAAAAAACCUAGAAUUUCCAAAGCAAAAUUUCUAAGAACUCAACCUUCAGUUAGUUCUAUAGAUACUGCCUCUUCAGAGUUUAAAACAGAACUUACGACUGCUGCUGCUACUAUAUAUUUGAACAACAGUGUUUGUCAGUGGAUGACAUCAUUGCGUCGUGAAAUUCACGCUUACAAUACUUUCAUAAACGGCGGCAACGAAGUCGAUCAAGAUACGUUGUGUUAUCCAAAGUCUAUACCCUCGAAAAAUUUGUUAAUUUCUUCUUGUAAGGCGCCAGCAGUGACUAAUCGCAUUAAAAAUUUACAAAAUUUUAAAAAUUUACUACAACAACAACUGCAACACGUUAGUCGUGAUUGUGGUGAUUUAACGGAAAUACAAACGUUAAUAUCUCAUAACUCUAUGACAUCUAUAGAUUCUUGGGAAUUGGAGGAAAGAGAGAAGGAAGAGGAUCUACAACAACAGCCAGAUUGUUAUCAGUUAAUGGUUGAGGAAUUCAUGGCGAAUAUUAUAAAUAGACAAAUGUUGAAAACGAAAGACAGUAAACAGACGAAGCAGCACCAACAAAUUGACAAUGUUAAGGCUAUGGCAGGUGUCAAUAACAAUGACAGCUAUACUAAUAACAAAAACAACAACAGCAUUAACAUUAGCACUGACAUACCUUUACGUCAAGCAAAUUUGACAAGUACAACAACAACAAUGACAGCACAUAAUCAUAAUAGUAAUAACAGACAUAAACGUCAAGGUAUGUACCUGCGUUUAGAAGAUCAUCAACAACUACAACAACAUGCCGGGGAAGAACAAUUCAAUUUGCACAACAAUAACAAAGUAAACAACUACGAUCACAAUGUCUACCAACUACAGAGUGUAAUACCGGGAGAAAGAGUAAAAAUAGCUCUCGAGAAUAAUAAUGAAAAUGAGAAUCCCAAUUCUCUAUAUAAAACAAAAACUGAGCACAAUACCGUUACUACACCCGAUACUAGUGUGACAGCUCUUAAUGAGGAAUUGAAUUUUGCCAGUCGUGCAGCAAAAUCUCCUAUUAAUGGUUGGGAUUUAAUAAUAACAGAAAAACGACGUGGUAUACAUGAACGUAAUGUUUUAGAGGCAUUUGAGGCCCUUUUGGAACAGGAAAGAACAAAUCAAUUGACUCUGGUCAAUGAAGAGCAAUUAGAAUUGGACUCAAAACCUAUAACAACACAAGAAUCUCAAAAGUGUGAAAAAGUUGAAAAUAAAGAAGAACCCUCCUCACCACUAUCGUCGUUACAAUUGCAAACAUUUGGUGAUAAUCCCCAGUCCAUAUCUCAACACUUUCCUACACAAAUACUAGAUGUGAUACAAUUGAUAAAUCAACAGCAACUAUCCAUUGGUUUAAAUACGUCCAUCAUAUGUUACGAUAAAUAUCUAAAAGUAUUUUUACAAUUUAUUUAUCAAACAAAUAACAAGACUCGCACGAUCGCCUAUAAAAUCCCAAAUAAACAAUUGGUGAGAAAAUUUAAACAAUUUUACAAUUACUGUGAGAAAACAGCAACAAGUACGGCGAUCACUACGGCAACGACAACUAAGAAGCCUGAAACAACAAUGAGAGAGUUAACAUGCGUUAGUAGCAAUUUGAAGCUUGACUUGAACAUAACGAAUAGUUAUAACUGCGCGCAAAAUACGGCAGAAAACUACCAUGAGUCAUUAAUGCAAAAAUCAGUUACGGCAAAUGUUUUAAAAACAGAUAAGUGUACAAGUGUUUUAAAUAAAUCUCAAAAUAAUAAAGAAAAACAAAAAGUGAAAACUCCACCCCAAGUACCAAAACGAGAUCCUAAAACAAGACUCUCACCUACUGCGGAAGUAAAAAGAUUUGCUCUCAACAUGACAGUGCCUGCAAAUACUCUUAAAACGGAAACCGAAAACUCAGCUCCCAAAGAGGAAGAGUCCAUUUAUCAGCCCAUAUGGAAGUUUGAAACUAAGGGUAAAGUUGCGGAACGCUAUCAAACCGAUGAUGAUUAUUAUGAUUUGAAAGCCUUAAAAGAGAAAAUCAAACAAGAAUCUCCCAAUUCGGAAAUUCCUAAAAUAUUAAUAUCCGAUGAUAUUUUAAUAGAAGAAGAAGAGGAUCACAAUAAUUGGGAACCCGAUGAGGAAUUUGUAUUUACCAAACAAAAAAGAUCUUUAUCUUUAACAUCCGAUCGUAAUUCUACCAUACGUUCUAAUCUCAGUUUAAAUAGUUCUAUUGGUACCUCCUCUUCCUUAAGUGGCAGUACUAUAACAGAAUUUGCCAGCAGUACCGCCACCUUGGCCUCUGCCAUUAGCUGUAGUUUAAGACAUCAUUGGUAUCGUAAUAUAGGCAUAUUUUAUAGUUUAACAGAACCCAAAUUAAGAGCCAUUAUCUAUGACUAUGAUCGUGUACAUUCCUCGAGAUACUUUGCCAAACCCAAAGAGCAAGUAAACAAUGAUAGUGGUUUGGGAAAAUCAUUAAGUCCUAUACCGCCCUCAAAACUAAGAUAUGUUAAAAAUUCCUCAUCUAACUGCUCUUCAGCCUCAACAUCGGCCUCCUCCUCACCUGUUUCGCCCACAAAAAGGGAAAUUUUGGAUAAAUCAUUAUGCGGUGCAAGUGAAAGUGUUAAAUAUGCAGGUGCCAGGGCGAAAGUUGUGCCACCUCCUUCCUCAACUUCAUCUCUAUUUGAACAAAAUAUAACCAGCUCCGUACUAGCAUGGAAACGUCAAUUGUUGGAUGUUAAUUGUAUGGAGGAUGAAGAAGAUAUGAUUGUUUCCGAGUGUGAAAUCAAACGUGCUCAACAGAUUAAAGAAGACAUCGAUCAGUCGCCCGAUACACAACCGCAACAGUUUAUUCAACGUUUCAAGAGUCGAUCAACGGAUAAUCUAGACUUGCCCAACGAAGAUGACAAAAAGACUAUUGGAGAACGUUUGGCUAAUAUGUAUACGCGAUUUUCGCCAAUCCAACGUGGAAUUCUCAAUAUAAGUUCACCCAAAGGCGAUAAGAAAGUCUACAAACGAAAUCGUGCCAGUCAAUCCACUAGUCUCUAUCUGGAGGAUGGUCUUAAACCGAAACCACCCAUAUUUGGUGCACCACUACAUCAACUUGAAUUGCAACAAAAUGUGCCACGUUUCGUAGUCGAUACAGUUGAUUAUAUCGAACGUAAAGAUCGUAUUAUACAAGAUGGUCUUUAUCGUGCCUGCGGCAAUAAAUUCUCCAUAGAUGAGCUCAAAUUAAAAUUAACAAAAAGUUAUAUUUACGAUUCAAAACUUAUAGUAGCCGAUGAUAUACAUACGGUAACAAGUUUAUUGAAACAAUUUUUCCGUGACUUACCGGAACCGAUUAUACCACAAGAUAUCUAUAAUCGUAUAACGGUAAAUUUGGCAGAUAAAGAAAGUAUAGAUACAAUACGAAUAGCCAUAGAAGAGAUGAAGGAACCCAAUAAGUCAACAUUGAGAUUUUUGAUAAAACAUUUAACAAAUGUCGCUGCCUGCAGUUCUUCAAAUCGCAUGAAUGCUUCCAAUAUGGCCAUUGUCUGGGGACCCUCGUUAUUUGCCCUAAAUGAUACAUACGAUAUGAUUGGGCGCAUGAACACUUUAACCAAAGUUUUAAUAGAAAAUUAUGAUCGAAUUUUUGAUACAAAUGAACGUUUACUUUAAUACUUAAGAUUAUGUUUAUUCAUUUAUAAUUUAUACUCUUUCAUAUAAAAUUGUGUAAUUCACAAUCGUUGUUGUACGGUUGUAUCGUAGUAUGUCGAUAUUGAUUUGCAACGCUACAACUAUACGACAUCGAUUGUAAAUUUAACAAAUAUUUAUUAUAAUUUAGUGUUCACCUCCCAAAAAUCCUUUAAGUUAAAAGAAAAGCUUUACUCAUUAGUUUCCUUUGUUAGUCAUCAAGAAUAAAUUAAAUUUAAAUUUUGCUUAAACAUCACACAACAUACCAAAAAGUUAAAA
This is a messenger RNA of Lucilia cuprina (Australian sheep blowfly), 7939 nucleotides long. RefSeq lists its product as uncharacterized. Gene Ontology annotation, biological process: regulation of GTPase activity; signal transduction. Gene Ontology annotation, cellular component: cytoplasm. Lineage: Eukaryota; Metazoa; Arthropoda; Insecta; Diptera; Calliphoridae. The record is from RefSeq and is a predicted model, not a curated record. Bases 2960 to 7645 code for a protein of 1561 amino acids. The transcript has 5 exons.